ACGGGAAAAAUCCCUGAUACAUAACGCAAUGCGUUAAGUGAAUAUAGAUUUCUACUAGUCAUCAGUAAAAACUUACCUUGGAUGUUCACAUAAACAACAUGACUGGGUCUUCGAAGCUAAACCUUCGCGUUACAAAAUUCCUUGUAUCUCUUUCUUCACUGAGAUCACCAGUGAAGGUCCGUCAAGUUGGAGACCCUGUGUUACAAUGCAUUGCUCAACCAGUCGAUAAAGAGUUCAUUCAAACACGUGAAUUCAAAAAGGUAACAGAUUUGAUGGUGAAGACGAUGAGAAUAAACAAAGGAGUAGGGAUAGCAGCACCGCAGAUUGGAGAAAGUCUCCAAAUAUUUGCUAUGGAAUUUUCUGAGAAACAUCUUCAUGCAAUACGAAAACGUGGAAUCAAAGAAGAAGUACUCCAAACUAUGGAGAUGUCUGUGUUUCCGCUAAAAAUCUUUGUGAACCCUGAGUUCAAAGUGAUUGAUCCAAAGAUAAUCGAGUUUCCUGAAGGAUGUAUGAGCAUCCCUGGCUUUAAAGGAAUCGUUCCUCGCUAUCGUGGAGUAGAAUUAGAAGCCAUGGAUGAAAACGGCGAGGAAGUGACAUGGAAGGCAUAUGGAUGGCCUGCAAGGAUUAUACAACACGAGGUUGAUCAUUUAAAUGGGACACUUUAUAUUAAAAAAAUGAACCCUGAGACAUUUGAGAAUCUUUAUUGGAAACUGAACGCUUAAUUUGAUGCUGUAAAAUUUAUUUAACAUGCUAUUCUAAAUUAAAAAUAAUACUGGUACUGUAUUUGGACCGUAUUUUUGUUAUA
Molecule: messenger RNA, 805 nt
Organism: Actinia tenebrosa (Australian red waratah sea anemone)
Lineage: Eukaryota; Metazoa; Cnidaria; Anthozoa; Actiniaria; Actiniidae
Product: peptide deformylase, mitochondrial-like
Source: RefSeq, a predicted model, not a curated record